CGGCACCUUGACUUCCAUUGCAGUCGGCGAUUGUCCAGUCCUAAUUUUUCGACACGGACAGGGCUGAACUUUUUUGUACUUUGGGGUUAUCGGUGAUCUCAGCAACGGCGUCUCACUCCUUUCUCUGUCGCCUCUCCUCCUCACGGCGUUUAUUUUUCUUAUUGGCACCCCAUUUCCCCCAGGUUUUGCAGUUAGUUGGCGGAGCUCAGUAGAAGCUGUGCACAGAGGGAACCAGACAAAAAGAUGGCGAAUAAUGAUGAGAAAACCGUCGUCGAUACCAGGGAUGCGCUCGAAGUGCUGGAGUCUGAGGCCAAGGAGUGGGAGAAAGAUGCAGAGAUAAACCGAAUUCUACAGGCAUUUCGCCUAGAUGCUUACGCCGUCCUCGGGCUCAAGCCCGGCGUCCCCGAGUCCGACAUCAAGAACAUGUAUCGCAAAAAGUCCCUGCUGAUCCAUCCGGACAAGACCAAGAACCCGCAGGCCCCCGACGCCUUCGACCGGUUGAAGAAGGCCCAGACGGAGCUGAUGGACGAGAAGCUGCGCACCAACCUGGACGAGGCCAUCGCCGACGCGCGCAUGCUCCUGAUGCGCGAGAACAAGUGGACGGUCGACAGCCCCGAGCUGAAGACCGAGGAGUUUGAGAAGAAGUGGGCCGACAAGACAAAGUUCGUGCUGAUCGAGAACGAGCAGCGCCGCCGGCGGCAGGUCAAGGGCCAGAUGCAGGACGAGGGCCGCCAGCAGCGCAAGGAGGACGAGGAGCUCGAGGCGAGGAAGCGCAAGAGGCAGCACGAGCAGGACUGGGAGGCCACGAGGGACCAGCGCAUCGACAGCUGGCGGCAGUUCCAGAAGUCAAAGUCUGGGGGGGACGGGCCGGAGAAGAAGAAGAAGAAGAAGCUGAAGCCGAUCGGUUGAACCGUUGAACGUGGGGCUGGGGCACGCUUUCUACACUUUCAUCCCGUCAAUAUUGCAGGCGCAUAUCGGGGAUAGGGAUCACAGUCGACGAUCCUAGGUGAACCCAGGGCUACCGUGAGCAACGGAAUAGUGAGUUGAGCAGUGAAAACUACGUUGCCAUCGGGCCUAACCAACCUAGAAUUGCCGUCGUUUCCUACCCUGAGACUCCCAACUUGCGAGGCACAAUCUCUCUUGUUCGCAAUUCAAGACCAUGAUGGAAGGGCAAUCGCAUCUCGCUCCGUUGGUCUGUUCUG
Molecule: messenger RNA, 1202 nt
Organism: Phialemonium atrogriseum
Lineage: Eukaryota; Fungi; Ascomycota; Sordariomycetes; Cephalothecales; Cephalothecaceae
Exons: 3
Coding region: 244-909 (221 amino acids)
Source: RefSeq, a predicted model, not a curated record